CGCAGACCGCCAGUUUGGUGCCCCGCGGGAGAGCCGAUAAGUGAACGAAUAAUUAGUUCACGAUUGCCCCUCCUUGAGAUCGCCGGCACGGAUCACCCGUUGGGUCGAGUCCGAGGGGUCAAAACGGUCAAAUUGUGAAUUGGUACGAUAGACUCAUACUGUAGUCUCCGAGAGUAAACGCCAUCCCCGAAUCAUGGCUUGAUCAAUGGCAUAGCAUGACCAUUCCCAGAUAAAAACACAGGAGGCAGAAAAGGGGGUACCCGGCCCAACACUGGAACCAUUACGCGAGUCCAGGUACCCGUCAAAUCCGAAAGCGGAGCGUACCAUGGCCGACGUGAAUGGCGUCGAUUGGCCCCAACCAUACGGAGACCACUCGAGCAGGAUUGCGACUCUUGGAAGCCGUCGACUGGCCCCGGCAGUCAUGGAUUCCCACUUUUUUUUUGAUUAUAUUCUUUGGAAUGCUCCAUAAUACAUCAGCUUUUAGGCGAGGUGAAGAGGCACGGCUGGUGUCAGUAGAGAAAUAGAAGGCACCGGAUGGCAGUCGCCCGGCUCACAGGAGCUAGUGCCCAACAACCAACAGGUCCGGAAAUCCAUCGAAGAUCUUUUGGGAAGUCGGGAUUGCCUAAUUGGUCCAGAUAGAUUGUGGACUGGGAAAAAACCAAGGCGACUCCGUAGUCGAGACCGCAAAAGGGGGAGGGGCACACCUGUUUAGCUGGGGGGGGAGAACCCCGGAGACCAGCGGAGCUCACGUGUGGGUAGUGGGCCCUUUCCCCCGAACAAAACUAUUUAAUCAGUCCACAGCCCACCUUCCUCUCCCGCCAACAACUUCGCUUCGUUCCUCCCGCUACCAACCCUUUUUUCGGUCCGUAUAAGCCUUGUCAGUAGGUUCGAUCACUUCUCCCCGAGACAGUGAUCACAUACAACCGUCAAAAUUUUCGCCACGCAGCUUAACUCGCGGCACCACCCGUUCAACGGCCGACGCACUUCCAACCGUGGAGGGGCAUCGGAUUACGCAUUAUACUUGCAGUAAAUCCAUCCUGAGCAUACUAUCAGUUCACUCUACUUAAUCUUCCUCCCCCACUAUCAACAACACCCUUGUGAACGCAAUGGCUCCCCACGCAAGCUCGGAUGUUGCCAAUGGCACCGUGAACGGGUCGGCUCGCCAAGAGGCUUCCCCUCUUUUCACUGUUCAGUCGCCCAACGUUGUCUACACCGACAACGAGAUCAAGUCUCAGUAUGCCUAUCAGACUACCGAGAUCACCCGCACUGCCGACAACAAGUUGGUGGCCACUCCCAAGGCCACCAACUACCACUUCAAGGUGGAGCGCAAGGUCGGCAAGGUCGGUAUGAUGCUGGUCGGCUGGGGUGGUAACAACGGUUCCACCGUCACCGCUGGUAUCAUUGCCAACCGUCGUGGUCUCUCCUGGGAGACCCGUGAGGGUCACCAGAAUGCCAACUACUACGGCUCGAUCGUCAUGAGCUCGACCGUCAAGCUCGGCACUGAUGCCAAGACUGGCGAGGAGAUCAACAUUCCCUUCCGUGACUUGCUCCCCAUGGUCCACCCCAACGACCUGGUCAUUGGCGGUUGGGAUAUCAGCAGCCUUGACCUCGCGGCCUCCAUGGACCGUGCCCAGGUGCUGGAGCCCAGCCUCAAGGCCAUGGUCCGCAAGGAGAUGGCCGAGAUGAAGCCCCUGCCUUCCAUCUACUACCCGGACUUCAUCGCCGCCAACCAGGAGGACCGUGCCGACAAUGUCCUUGAGGGCACCAAGGCCAGCUGGGCUCACGUUGAGCAGAUCCAGAAGGACAUUCGCGACUUCAAGGCCAACAACGACCUUGACAAGGUCAUUGUCAUGUGGACUGCCAACACUGAGCGUUACGCUGACAUCCUCCCCGGUGUCAACGACACUGCCGAGAACUUGAUCAACUCGAUCAAGAAUGGUCACGAGGAGGUUUCCCCCUCCACCGUGUUCGCCAUUGCUUCCAUUCUGGAGAACGCUCCUUUCAUCAACGGCUCCCCCCAGAACACCUUUGUUCCCGGUGCUCUCCAGUUCGCCGAGCAGCGUGGUGCCUUCAUCGGUGGUGACGACUUCAAGUCUGGCCAGACCAAGAUGAAGUCCGCCCUGGUCGACUUCCUGAUCAACGCCGGUAUCAAGCUCACCUCCAUUGCCAGCUACAACCACCUGGGUAACAACGAUGGCAAGAACCUGAGCUCGCAGAAGCAGUUCCGCUCCAAGGAGAUCUCCAAGUCCAACGUCGUGGAUGACAUGGUUGCUGCCAACCACAUUCUCUACGAGAAGGACGAGCACCCGGACCACACCGUCGUCAUCAAGUACAUGCCCGCCGUUGGUGACAACAAGCGUGCUCUGGAUGAGUACUACGCCGAGAUCUUCAUGGGUGGUCACCAGACCAUCAGCUUGUUCAACAUUUGCGAGGACUCUCUCCUUGCGUCCCCCCUGAUCAUCGAUCUGGUGGUGCUUGCUGAGAUGAUGACCCGUGUCAGCUGGAAGGCUGAUGGCGAGGGUGCCGAGUACAAGGGCUUCCACAGCGUGCUGAGCGUGCUCAGCUACAUGCUCAAGGCUCCUCUGACUCCUCCCGGUACCCCGGUCGUCAACGCUCUGGGCAAGCAGCGCUCUGCUCUGAUCAACAUCUUCCGUGCUUGCGUUGGUCUCCAGCCCGAGUCGGAGAUGACUCUGGAGCACAAGCUGCUGUAA
Molecule: messenger RNA, 2711 nt
Organism: Penicillium brasilianum
Lineage: Eukaryota; Fungi; Ascomycota; Eurotiomycetes; Eurotiales; Aspergillaceae
Source: the annotation of a GenBank genome assembly